CGGGGCGCCGGCGGGACGCUCGCGGGGAUCCCCCGCGGCGGGGGGCGGGGCGCGGGCCGGGGGUCCCGGGCGCGGCGAGACGGCGGCCCCGAGGGCGCGGCGCGGCACGAUGAGCGGCGGCGAGGUGGUCUGCUCGGGGUGGCUCCGCAAGUCCCCGCCCGAGAAGAAGUUGAAGCGUUAUGCCUGGAAGAGGCGAUGGUUCGUGCUCCGCAGCGGCCGGCUGACCGGGGACCCCGACGUGCUGGAGUACUACAAGAAUGAUCACGCCAAGAAGCCCAUCCGCAUCAUUGACCUGAACCUGUGCCAGCAAGUGGACGCGGGGCUGACCUUCAACAAGAAGGAGUUCGAGAACAGCUACAUCUUCGACAUCAACACCAUCGACCGCAUCUUCUACCUGGUGGCCGACAGCGAGGAGGAGAUGAACAAGUGGGUCCGCUGCAUCUGUGACAUCUGCGGGUUCAACCCCACAGAAGAAGAUCCCGUGAAGCCACCAGGCGGCUCCCUGCAGGCCCCGGCCGACUUGCCGCUAGCCGUCAGCACAGCCCCGCUGUCCCUGCAGGGGGAUGUUCCUGCGGCCGCCCCACCUCCCCCCUACCAGCUCAUCAGCUCCCCGCCACAGCUGGACGCGCUGGGCCUCCAGGAGGACCCUCAAGACUACCUCCUGCUCAUCAACUGCCAGAGCAAGAAGCCCGAACCUGCCAGGACGCACGUGGUCGUCGCAGACUCGGCCAAGGCCGCGGCUCCGGUGGACCCCGACGGGCCCGACAAGCUGGCGGCCCCGGGGAAGCACGCGGCGGCCGUCAACGGCUUCUUCCCGCCGCUGGUGUACGACUCCCCGCCCGCCCGCGCCGCGUCCGUGUCGGUGGGGGACGCGGGGCUGUACCACCUGCCGCGGAGCUUCUCGCACGACGUGCUGCCCCGCGCGUCGCCCUCGGCCGGCGACGCGGCCGCGCCCGAGGGCGACCUGUACGUCUUCCACACGCCGUCGGGCGCGCCCAGCGUGGACGCGCACCUGCGGCACCUGUCGCUCAGCUACGACGUCCCCCCCCGCCCCGGCAGCACCUACCAGAUCCCCCGGACUUUCCCCGACGGCGCCAAGCUCGACCCCAUCCCCGACGUGCCGCCCCCGCGGCCCCCCAAGCCCCACCCGGCCCACGACCGCUGCUCCCCGGCCGACGCGGCUGCCCGCUCGGGCCCCGCGGACCUGGAGCCUGGCUACUGCGUCCCGCCCUCCGGCCCGCUGCCCUCCAGGGGCGCCGCCACCUCCACGGGGGACCUCCACAAGCUGCGCAAAGAUGCCGGUCCUCAGGACUGCUACGAUAUUCCACGAACAUUUCCAAGUGAUAGAUCCAGCUCACUCGAAGGCUUCCAUAACCACUUUAAAAUCAAAAGUGUGUCGACAGUGGGAAGUGUGUCGAGUGAGGAGCUGGAUGAAAAUUACGUCCCCAUGAACCCCAACUCUCCGCCGAGACAACAUUCCAGCAGCUUUACGGAGCCCCUGCAGGAAGCAAAUUACGUGCCCAUGACUCCGGGGACAUUUGACUUUUCUUCAUUCGGGAUGCAAGUGCCUCCUCCCGCUCACAUGGGCUUCAGGUCCAGCCCCAAGACCCCUCCCAGAAGGCCCGUUCCCGUGGCAGACUGUGAACCACCCCCCGUGGAUCGGAACCUCAAGCCAGACAGAAAAGCCAAGCCAGCACCCUUAGAAAUAAAACCUUUUUCAGAGUGGGAGGAAUUACAAGCUCCAGUCCGAUCUCCCAUCACGAGGAGUUUUGCUCGAGACUCCUCCAGGUUCCCCCUGUCCCCCCGGCCGGACUCCGUGCACAGCACCACCUCCAGCAGCGACUCGCACGACAGCGAGGAGAACUACGUCCCCAUGAACCCGAACCUGUCCGGCGAGGACUCGAAUCUCUUCGGCAGCAAUGGCCUUGACGGAGGCAGCAGCCCGAUGAUCAAGCCCAAAGGAGACAAGCAAGUGGAGUACCUGGACCUUGACCUGGACUCGGGGAAGUCCACACCGCCACGAAAGCAAAAGAGCAGCGGCUCCGGCAGCAGCGUGGCCGAUGAGAGGGUGGAUUAUGUCGUGGUGGAUCAGCAGAAGACGCUGGCCCUGAAGAACACCCGGGAAGCCUGGACUGAUGGACGGCAGUCCACGGAAUCAGAAACGCCCACCAAAAGCGUGAAGUGAGAAGGACCCGGUUCCGUCUGAGCGUGAGCGAGCCCCGGGGUAGGAGACCACCUGGUGUGACGGCAGAUAGGUCCGAGGGGGGCCACCGCCAACUGCAGCCGACCCCCCGCGGGACCUGUCCGGCAUCCUCCAACAACUGAGACUAUCCAUGGUGCUUGGUGGUAUCUGAACAGUUCGUCGCGUGUAAAUAACGGGGGGGUGGGGGGGGGUGGGCCGCAUCGUGGUGCGCCCAGAGCAGCCUUUGUUCCAUAGCUAACACACUUUGUAGUAUUACUGUAUUCAUGCACUUUUUGUUUGUUUCCACUUAAAACUUCGGUGUAUUCCCAAGUGUCCCUUAACAGCAUUCCUGGGGGGAGUUCUCUCUCCUCACUCUACUCUCUGUAACAACACAAGGUAACUAAGCUACUUUCAGACCGAGAAUGUGUUCCUUAAACUACAGUCUAACAGCAUGGGGAAGGAGAAGGGCGGACGCCCUGGGCGGCAGGCCGGCCGUCAUCCUUAGCUGGACGGAAGGACUGCACCAGAGCCCCGGGGCUCGACCGUCUGUCUGUCCUGGUGUCAGGACCGCCUUCCCUGGUUCCCGUGCGUUUACUUUUACAUGGUAGAUCUUUGUUAGAGUUUUUAUAAGUGACAGUGUUUUUCAUUCAUCAAUGAGUCUGCCAGGUGGGAUUUUUUUUUCUUUUUUUGCAUUUUGAAAAAAAAAAAAACCAGAAUCAUCACACUUACCAGGUAGGACUCCAAAUCACUGGUGGCACGUGGCGAUGUGCUUUUGUAAUUAACAUGUUUUAAACUUUUGCAAAAUGUAGAUUAGAGAACUAAUCAGGUACGUUCCGGGCACGGGGCGGGGGGAGGGGGGGUGUGGACACACUGAGAGAGAAGGCGCUUGAGUUUGUUCCUAUUAGUCCUAACAUUGCUGUCCAGUUUGGAAUUAAUGCAGCAGUGGACACUCACUGUGUGUUAGAGCAUCAUACUGUGAUUUUUGAUGAGACAGUAACUCGGAUGUUUUUUUUUUCCUAAGAAUGAGAUUCUAUCUCGACACCAUAGAGUGCCCUCUCUGAUUUUUUUCAACUUGACUUGAUACUCUUCUUGGCCUUCUAUUUAAAUCCCUAUGCAAUUAAUAUUUUAUACCUGCAUUUAAAAGAAAAUAGUUGUUAUAUAAGUGAUUCUCGUGUAGCAUCUGUUGCUUUUCCAGUAAAAAAAAAAAAAAAAAAAAUUAAGGAUUUUGUACUGUGAUUUGGACACACUGCCCCAAUCUGAGAAUUCUCGGAGCCUUGCUAAUAAUGUGAAACCUCAGAGUCACAGAUUUCUUCCUACCAGAUUUCUGAAACCAUCAGAAGAAUCAUUUAACUGGGUCUGUCCUAUAACAUGACCCUAUGACACGGAUAUCAGGACCACAAAUUAUAUUUAGUGAGGCUACAGUUCUCUGCCUUGGCUUUGCAGCAUCAUUUAGAAAGCAGGUCUGAUUUUUUUUUUUUUAACUCGGUGAAAAACAAUCUCUUAUGUAUUGAUUUGAGACUUACAGGCUUUGGAAGGGAGGAAUGCCUGCAACGAGAAGUGGACCUUUCCUGUCAGAGCCAUAAGUGGUCUGAGUGGCUGAUGUGUCCGGACACAUGGCCCGUGGCCAUAAUUCUGUGCCUAAUCAAUGUCCAGGGUUUAUUUCCCCAAACCGUGAACAACAGCAAAAGAUAUUCCUAAUAAGACAAAUUGUAGAUUAGACCUAUUUGAUGCUUUCAGAUGUUUGGUUCUUUUUAAACAAAAACUAAAAUCUCAAAAUUGGAUAUCGAGGUGGAUUUUUAAAUAAAAAUAAAAAGACUGUUUCAAUUUGGUGUACUCAUGCUGUUUCAUCCUGAAACCACAAAGUGAAUCUAAAAUCAUUCAGAUGUGCCUAGACUGUCAAAACAGAUUUGAUGUGUAGAUACUAAAUUGUAUUACCUGGAGGACGAACCUAUUCUAGGAUUUAGAACACAGCAAUAAACACUAUUAAUUCAAAAAUAGAAAUCUUGCUUUAGAAGUUACUUGUCAGAAAGUCUCAGGCAGUUAUGAAUUAUCUAGUAUAAUUUCUCUUUCAACUUUUACAAAGUUAGUCACCGUUUUCAAAGAAUAUUACCUGUAGAAAUUUUCCCAUAAUUUAGAAAGCCAUUGAAUGUUGUGUUAACAAGUCAAAUUAAAAGACAGUUUCUUACAGAACUUUAUUUUCCAAAUACUUUUAGCACUGGAAUCUUUUAAAAUACAAUUUUGUGAGCCAGAACAACAGUACAGCAAAUCAGGUGUUUGCCUUACAUGCAUCUUACCUGGGUUCAAUCCCCAGCAUCCCAAAAGGUUCCCGAGCCCGCCAGGAGUAACCCUGUGCACAGCCAGAAGUCAGUAUGAGCACCACUGAAUGUGGUCCCAACACAUUGAGCCUAAAAGUCCAUUUUAUUAUUCUACGCAUAUUUUGACUUCACAUUUGUGCUAGUUUUUUUCUUUAUCCUGUGUUACUCAUAUGUGAUCAGGGAAAUUUCAAUUUACAACACUUGGAGGAAGUGCAAAUAAUAACAGGUCUAAAUGCACAUCUUAGGGGAUUCUGGAAUCUGAGAUAGACAAAGGACAUUUCCACGGUGUACACAAAAUCAGGUUAUCCUAGUAAAAAAAGGAUAUAAGCAGUUUCCAGUAGAGAUCUGUAACACAUUAGAAAGUGCAGUUUUUGAAGUUUGCGAAAUAAGCACUAAUGAAAACACAAUUUGAAUCAAUCUUUGUUAUACCCCAGUUCCCUGCAAGAAACUGGCCAGGUAUGAAUUGAAACUCAACAGGUUAGCCAGGUAACAGGGAAGAAAUUACAAAUCUCUUCUUCCCACAUUUGAUAUCACUUAUUCCAGGCAACUGUAACAUUGUAUCGAGAUUUAAAUAUCCAACAUCAUUUUACUUUCAAAAAUUCGAGGGUGAGUCAUUCAAGCUACUUAACCCACAGGUGUCAAUUAGUGAACUAUAAAAGAUGGUUUUUGUCUCCACCCUAGACAUUUUCUGCUUUAUUUUUAUCAGUAUAAGCUACUGUGGGCAUUUUCGAGAAUUCCAUGAAGGUACUAUGAGUGUAUGUGUCUGUUUAUAUAUAUACUGCGCUAUAUUUAAUCACAGACUACAUUUGAAAUACGAGAACCUGCUUCAUACUUUUAUGUUAAGGGCGGAAGUCAUUAUUUUGUCUGGACUCUUGUGUUUCCACCUGAAGGUCACCGCCUUUGUAUUCAGAAAUGCAUUUUAACUGGAAAUGGAACACUCAUGUUUGUCUUUUUUUGUUCUUCCUAUGAGUGGGAAGUUGCCAGCUUUCCUUUAGCAAAAGCAGUCAUUUUUAAAUAUUAAAAAAAAAUUGUCAUAGCCAUUAAUUGUAAUUCUUAGAUGAGCACUUGCAGUGCCUCUUUAUUUGUUCCAUUCAAAGCAUCGGCAUUAGUGUUUUGAAUGAACAGCAAGCCUGUAAGUGUUAGAAGCUAUGAGGUGUUGUUUCCUGGACUCACUUACAGGUUUGUCCCAUUUUCUCAAUUAUUCAAGCCCCUGUCAGGAACCGAGCAUUUGACCCAGUCAAGUGGGAAGAGACCUAUGUCAAAGCAGUAACAACUGCUGUCACUAACAUCUAUUUGUAAAUCUGUAUAUACUUUAAAAUCCAACUUGAACCUGACAGUCCUUAUGUCAUUGACUGUUGUUGACAUCAGGGACUUGGAAGCUUCUGGUUUUAGUUUUCCGUCCAGUUCAAUAAGGGUCUCUAUUCCUUCAGCUCGAAAUAACUUGCUCUUUGCUUCCAGAGACUUCUGUUUCCUUAGGUUCAAGAGAGUUUCAACAACUAUGCAAGUUCAGGGAUGAACAGAACUUCUGCUUCUUUUACAGAAAAAAAAAAUGGCUUUAGGACCCAGGCAAAACAUAACCAUUUCAUAUGGUUUCACCUUCCUCUCCGCCCCCCCAGCACUGCCAGGAGUAAUUUCUAGGUGCAGAUCCAGGAACAACCCCUGAGUGUCGCAGGGUGUACCCCAAACCCAAGACCAAAACAAAACAAAACAAACACCCGUGGCCUUUGAGUUCUUGUAACCUGAAUCCGUCGUUGAUAAUCAUCUCAAACUUCAGUAGGGAAGCCUUAUGUAUGUGUUUAUUUCUCUCCUCCUGCACUUCUUUUGUAAAGGUCCAGUUGUAGAUAUUGUCUGCUACCUAAUAAAACUUCUCAAACCA
Messenger RNA from Sorex araneus (European shrew), 6373 nucleotides. It is a transcript of the gene GAB1, whose product is annotated as GRB2 associated binding protein 1. Lineage: Eukaryota; Metazoa; Chordata; Mammalia; Eulipotyphla; Soricidae. The record is from RefSeq and is a predicted model, not a curated record.